AUGAAUAAUAAUAAUGGAUUUGUAAAGAAAGAAGAAGAUAGCAAUAAUAAUAAUAAUAAUGAUGGUGGAAAAGUAUAUCCAAUAGUACUUGCAAAUACAACAAAAAGAUGGAAUAUCGCAAAGUUUACGACCAAAGUUGAUAUUCCAUCUUUUGAAAAACCAGUAAAGAUGUAUAAAUAUAAACCGGAUCUAAGUGAGAAUCCGAAUGCUGAUGGCAAUAACAAUGGUACUGGUGAUGCAAACCCUAAUGCUGCUCAGCAACAACAGAAAAAGAAAAAAUAUGAACCGAAACCUGUCAAUCCAAAGACAAUACCAUGGAGACUGGAAGACAGUGAGGGAAACAAUGCAUUCCAAGGAAUGAUAGAGGGUAAUCAGGCAUCUUCUUACUUUGUAUUCAUGUUUCAGAGUGAUCAUACAAUCAAAGCGGUACCAUGCUCUGAUUGGUAUACUUUUAGAAUGAGAAAAGAUAUAGAAGCAUUGACCAUUGAAGAGGCUGAAGCUUUUAUGAGUAAGAAAACAAAGGAAAGAGAAGAUUGGAAUGGUAGAAUGACAAAGAAGACAACCGAUACUGGUGCAUCUAGUUCCAGCAAUACUGAAGGAAAGAAGGACGACGAGGGUGACAAAGAAGACGAUGAGUAUAGAAAGGAGAUCUACGAGGAGAAAGACAAGUUUAAAGCUAGCUUUGGUGCAUCAAAGAAGAAGAGAAGAGGCGGAGAGGAAGAUGAGGAGGAGAUGGGUGAGGGCGACGAUGAAGAUGCACCGGAUUUCGAUAGUAAAUUCGAUGAUGACGAUGAAGCAUUCGAAGACAACGAUAUUACCACUGAAGACGGUCCACAAAUCGAUGCGGAAGACGAAGACAUUAUGAAUGAGCAUCUGACAGCUGCCGGUGUCGAAAUGAAGAACAUCAUCAAGAAUAUGGGUAAACAAGACAGUAGUGAAGAUGAAGACAACGACGAAGAUGAAAAAUCAGACAGUGGUGACGACGAUGAUGAGGAGGAACCGGACGACGACGACUUUACACUCACCAAAGAGAAUCUUAACUUUCGAAAUACAUAUCCAAAGGUUGGAGUUAAAGAGGAACCAAAGUCACCGGGCGGAGCUGGUGGUAACACCAGUGGAAAUGGUAGUUCAAAGACAUCGACUACCACUACAACUACUACCACCACUACAAGCUCGAGCAGCAACAACACUCCACCCAACAAAAAGAAGCCGGCAGCCACUGCAGCGGCCAAGAAGAUUGGAUCGCCACCCGAUCAGCAAACUGUCGGUGCCAAGAAGGGUGUGAAGAACAAGGCGGAAACUAGCGUCGCUACCACACCCAGCAACAGUAACAAAAAGUUGAAAUCCGAUCAGACACCACCUACAUCGCCACCCACUUCACCAUCAGCAUCGCAAUCCACAGAAGAAUACCCACUGACAGAGGAAUCUAUCAAAAAGGUACUUCGUGCCGAACGCAAAAUCACAUCGAUCGAUCUCAUCCAGCUAUUCAAAACUCAACUUAGAACCAAAGAUCAAAAGGAUCUAUUUAUGAAAUAUACAAACAAAUUGGCAAACAUUGUAAAAGAAGGUGAUGUCAGAUAUCUUGUAUUGAAACCUGGAAUUUAA
Molecule: messenger RNA, 1605 nt
Organism: Heterostelium album PN500
Lineage: Eukaryota; Evosea; Eumycetozoa; Acytosteliales; Acytosteliaceae
Gene: gtf2f1
Product: transcription initiation factor IIF subunit alpha
Exons: 2
Coding region: 1-1605 (534 amino acids)
Biological process (GO): positive regulation of transcription elongation by RNA polymerase II; transcription initiation at RNA polymerase II promoter
Cellular component (GO): transcription factor TFIIF complex; nucleus
Molecular function (GO): DNA binding; TFIIF-class transcription factor complex binding; RNA polymerase II general transcription initiation factor activity
Source: RefSeq, a predicted model, not a curated record